AUGGGCUACAACCACACCACCUUAGUCGAAUCCUCCUACGGCGACCACUGGCGGAACCUACGCCGCCUCACCACUGUCGAGGUAUUGUCCGGCACGCGACUCCACUCUUUCAACUCAAUCCAUCACGACGAGAUCAGGCUCCUUCUGCAAAAGCUCUACGGGACGUCUGCUUCUGGUCUCGCGAGGGUCGGCCUGAGAUCUUGCCUUUCCGAGCUGACUUUCAACAACAUAAUGAGGAUGGUGGCCGAAAAGAGGUACUUUGGGGAGGGUGACGAAGAGGCCGCGGAGUUCCGGAAGAUGAUAGAGGAGGUUUUUAGCUUAGGUGGCGUGUCCAACCCAGCCGACUUUAUUCCCGUGCUCAAGUGGAUUGUUUACAAGGGAUUCGAGAAGAAAUUGGGCAAGGUCAGCCGGAAGAUGGACACCAUUUUGCAGCGCUUGAUUGACGAGCAGCGGCAGAGGAGCAAAGUUAACGGCGGCAACACAAUGAUCGACCACAUGCUUUCCCUGCAGGACAAGGAGCCUCAGUACUACAACGACUCCAUUAUCUUCAACACAUUAUCUCCAAGACCUUCCGAUUGUUCCCAGCAGCGCCGUUGCUUGGACCCCAAGAUUUGGUAUGACCCCAACAGCUUCAUUCCCGAGCAUUUCGAAGCCGCAGAGGUUGGGCCCACCAAGCUCAUGCCUUUUGGGCUGGGAAGGAGGUCCUGCCCUGGGAUGGGCUUGGCCCAACGUGUCGUGGGCUUGACCCUUGCCUCUCUCAUUCAGGGCUUCGACUGGGAAAGGGUUGACGAGGCCUUGGUUGAUCUGACCGAAGGGACUGGCUUAUCAAUGCCCAAACUACAACCCCUCGAGGCCAUGUACAGGGCACGUGAUGUGCUUCAUAAUGUUUUCGGUGGGGUUGGGGUUCCUUCAAACAUUUGA
Messenger RNA from Striga asiatica, 921 nucleotides. The record is from the annotation of a GenBank genome assembly. NCBI's taxonomy places the organism in Eukaryota, Viridiplantae, Streptophyta, Magnoliopsida, Lamiales, Orobanchaceae.